Molecule: messenger RNA, 200 nt
Organism: Symbiodinium necroappetens
Lineage: Eukaryota; Dinophyceae; Suessiales; Symbiodiniaceae
Source: the annotation of a GenBank genome assembly
AUGGAGAUCCCGGAAGUGGGCAUCGAUGCACGCCAUUGUGUGCGGAUGGUCGAGGACUACCAUCUAUUGGACUUCUCCGAGCGCUUGAACACGAGCUCUUACGUAAAUGUCGUCUUCGAGCCAGAAGAGGAGCGGGUGGCGUUGAUGGGUCUGAAAGUGAACCUGGCCGACCAGACGGUCUAUCCGGAGUCCUUCCGAAU